AUGAGAAGAUCUACCUCUUAUCACGGCGCUGCAUCACACAGGAGACCCUACCCCUGCGUGAUAGCAGAUCGAUUCCCCGGGAAAUGCAAGAGGAGUUUCAACAACAUUGAAAAGCUCAACUCCAUGAGUAAGGAGGCGUUGGAUCGCGAGAAGGAGUACCAUAAGGCGAUAUGUCCCAAAGAGCCUUCCGAGAAAAACAAAGCCCUCAGGGAGAGGGCUUACGUCAUUGACGAAGCUCGAUAUGAGCUUUGUAAGAAGCUUGGGUGGAAGCAGACUGCUGCUUCACAUGAGCUCAAUCGCGAAACAGGCGGCAAGGAAUGCGUGUCUCAGCGGAGCUGGAGACAGAUCCGUGACACUAUCUUCCCAGCCGACACCGUAACGGUGGACGAGUCUCACGAGCUCGUUGCAAGAGUCGAGAACGAGCCGAGAAACGAAAUGUUCUUGACUCAGUUUCGAGGCAGAGACUCACUUGUCCCAACACAGAUAGAGAUCAGCACGAUCUCUCAGCCACCCCCAACGGUUGAUAACACGUCUCACCUAUCCACGGUCCUGUCUGAGGUGACUGCUCCUCUCACAGGUCCAACGACGAUUGCUUUCUCUGAUCCUGGACCGGAUGGGAAAGACGACAUGGUCGGGCUUUUUCCAUUACCCCCACUCCCUAAUCUCCAAGAAUAUGAGUCUGCAAACUCCUUGACUGGUACGGGAAAAUGGGAUACUAGCUACUUGGAUCCGGAACUGGAACUUGAAAUGGACUUUGACCAAUGGUUAAAUUCAGAAUGA
Messenger RNA from Fusarium musae, 780 nucleotides. RefSeq lists its product as uncharacterized. The transcript has 2 exons. NCBI's taxonomy places the organism in Eukaryota, Fungi, Ascomycota, Sordariomycetes, Hypocreales, Nectriaceae. The record is from RefSeq and is a predicted model, not a curated record. Bases 1 to 780 code for a protein of 259 amino acids.